GUCCCUAACCUGGUGUUCCUYGCUGUUAGUCCAGAGGAGAAGGAGUCCUGGAUAAACGCCUUAAAUGGWGCAAUCACCAGAUCCAAGAACAGCAUCCUGGAUGAGGUCAUGGUUGAGGAUGAAAACCUUCUGUCCCAUCUCACACGGGACAGGGCUAAGAUCCCUCACACACGACGCCUGCCUACACGAGGACACAUCAUGGCUGUGGCCUCCACUUCUACCUCUGACGGCAUGUUAACCCUUGACCUGAUCCAGGAGGAGGACAGCCCCAGCACAGACGGCCAGGACACCUGUGACAAGAGCUUCCGGGCCAACCUGGACAAAUCCACUCAGCUCGACUGCCUCAGGUCCAAAACAGAGGGUGCCAUCAGUAGCAUCUGUCUAGCGACUCCCGCAGAGGUCACUGGGAAGUCCCAGAGCCUUCCGRGCGAUACUGGGGUCACUUGGGACGAUAAACAGCAACUUCAGAGCCCGAUGGGGAAGUCCUGCACUCCUCAGCCGGGCAAGAGGCUCACACCAGCUGAGAAAAGCCGCUGCGCCUCCAUGGACGAGAUCCUCUCACACUCCGGGACGCAGGCCACCAAACCCAGGACAUCCAUCCCCCGCUCUGCCACCUCUGCCCCCCCUGGCAACCUGCCYCCCAUCAGCCAGCUGCAGGACCUAAUCGCUCAGAAGCUGGAGAGAACUCAGGAGCUGCUGAUGCAGGUGCAGGGGGCGAAGGGGGAGGAGGUGGAGCGGGGGAAGGGGAAAGGGAAGGACUCUCCAGGUUCCAAGGGCUCCAGGGGUUCCUCGGACGGGGCCCGGGCAGAGGCAGAGAGGCUGCUGAAGGAGGCAGCGUCCACAUGGGGUCAGGCCAAGGAUGUUCUAGAGGAGGUGAAGGAGCUGAGGGCGCUCUACCGUCAGCUGGACUCCCCGCCCGCCACCCCUGCCUCCCUCUCACCCCUCACACCCUCCAACAGCGGCAAGCAGACUGACUACAGGAAGAGCAUGAUGUGACCGUCAGAGAACUCAACACAGACUGGACUAUGAAUCCCUAAGCAAAAAAACAACUCAACAUGCAAAGCCACAAUAGUGUUAAAUAUGUCUGUUUCUCUCC
Molecule: messenger RNA, 1096 nt
Organism: Salvelinus sp. IW2-2015
Lineage: Eukaryota; Metazoa; Chordata; Actinopteri; Salmoniformes; Salmonidae
Gene: plekho1b
Product: pleckstrin homology domain containing, family O member 1b
Biological process (GO): regulation of myoblast fusion
Cellular component (GO): ruffle membrane; muscle cell projection membrane
Source: RefSeq, a predicted model, not a curated record